AUGGCAUCCCUUUUAAAUGGCAUAGCUGCUGGCCUACUGCUAUCUGCUGCGGUCGUCUCCGGGCAUGGGAACUCCAGGCUGGGUGCCAGUCCCAGCUACCAAGGGUUUAACAACAUUUGCCCUGAGCGAUGCAUUGUCAUGGGACCCAACCCCUCAAACUGGUCAACCUACCAGGAUAUAAACCAGCUCGCAAAGUGUGACCGGAGUAUGUUUUACGGCUUCAAUUUGUACGAUGAUGUCGACGAUAAAAACUCCCAUCACCGUAUCUUCGCUUGCACAACAUAUGGAAAUGAUUGGAGUGAUGACUCGCGGGCUCACGUACCACUCUCACGCCCUGUGACCGAGCACAAGGUCAACUAUGAGAUCGGCUGGUCGUCCUAUUCGGAGGGCACUGAGUCCGAGUACCGCUCUCUUAUCAAACAAAUGCGUGAUUAUAUUGCCCGUGGACACGUUUCCCUCAGCAAGACUGCUAUGCUGUAUGCUCAGCUUGGUGGCACUUCAGCCGGUAUCUAUAUCGGUAAUAGCCUACAGAGCAAGGACAUUAGCGAAGUGGCUCUGGAGUCUCUUAUCGACGAUUCCCACGAUUUCGAUGGACGUCGAGAAAGUUUGGCCAUGCAGCUCUGUGGGCCACACUUUGACUCUCAGCACGUCUUUGGAUUCAUGGCUCUGAGCAAUGGCACCUUCAGAAACAUCCAGUCUGCUUUCGAAUCCUGGUCCAAUGCCGAGUGUCUUGACUUCGAACACAGUACCAAUUUCACGGCUAGCACCCACUUUACAUCGCCUAUGCUGUCCUCCAUCAAGUCCGGAAACACGACCGCAAGCAGCAUCCAAGCCUCUGGCUCAUCUCUACCCACUGAGUCUUCGACGUCGCAGAUGGGGAACCCCCUAUCUUCUAGGGGGGGAUGCCGGAUGAAGACGGUCCAGUCGGGUGAUAGCUGCGCUGCAAUGGCCUCGAAAUGUGGCAUCUCUGGUGCCGACUUCCUCAAAUACAACCCCGCGCACGGCUUCUGUUCAAAGCUGACUCCUGGUCAACAAGUCUGCUGUUCCUCCGGUACACUUCAAAAGAGAGACAUGCUGUCUUCUAGGGGGGAGUGCCGAACGCAGACAGUCCAGUCGGGUGAUAGCUGCGCUACAAUGGCCACAAAAUGUGGUAUUCACGGUGCUGACAUCCUACGAUACAACCCUGCACAGGGCUUCUGCUCCAAACUGACGCCCGGUCAGCAAGUCUGCUGUUCCUCUGGCUCACUCCAGCGGAAGAGAGAUCUGCUUUCAUCCAGGGACGAAUGUCGAACGGAAAAGGUCCAGCAGGAUGACAGUUGCGCUGCAAUCGCUACUCGGUGUGGUAUCUCUGGUGCCGACUUCACCAAAUACAACUCCGCGAAAGGCUUUUGCUCAAAACUGAAGCCUGGUCAGCACGUUUGCUGCUCUUCUGGAGCACUCCCCGACUUCAGCCCGAAGCCCAACAAAGACGGAUCCUGCGCAACAACCACAGUUGGGGAUGGCGAAAGUUGUUCAACUAUUGCUGCGGCCAAUAGUCUCACGGAGAAAGACAUUGAUGGUUUCAACCAAAAGACUUGGGGCUGGACUGGGUGCAAGAACAUCUUCAAGGACUCUGUCAUAUGUAUCAGCAAGGGGUCCCCGCCUAUGCCUGCUGAAGUUUCGGAUGCCCAGUGUGGUCCCCAGGUUCCAGGUACAAAGCCGCCGAAGGACAUGGACAAGCUCGCCGAUCUCAACCCAUGCCCACUGAAUGCCUGCUGUAACACCUUUGGCCACUGUGGAACCACAGCAGAGUUCUGUACUGAUACUAACACCGGCGCCCCUGGUACGGCUAAGGUCGGCACUAACGGCUGCAUCUCACACUGUGGUACCAAGAUCGUCAAAGGAAACCCUCCCUCCGAGUUCCGCAGCGUCGGAUACUAUGAGGGUUACCAAUUCAAGCGCGAUUGCUUGUAUCAGGAUGUGACGCAAGUUGAUCAUUCAAAGUACACUCACUUACAUUUUGGUUUUGCCGACAUCUCCGCCGACUAUGAAAUCAGCAUCAACGACAAAUCAACCAACUAUCAGUUCCAUAAUUUCAAGUAUAUCUCUGGCCCCAAGAGAAUUGUCGGCUUUGGCGGUUGGGACUUCUCUACGCAGGAGUCUACAUAUCAGAUUUUCCGCCAAGGAACCAGCGCAGCUAACCGCAAGACGCUUGCUACUAACAUCGCGAACUUCGUGAAGGAGCACAACCUUGACGGUGUCGAUAUUGACUGGGAAUACCCGAGUGCACCUGAUAUUCCUGGAGUCCCCUCUGGUGACAAGAGUGAAGGAACCAACUUCCUCGCUUUCCUUGUCGUUCUGAAAAAUCUUCUCGGAGACAAGUCUGUUUCAAUUGCCGCUCCUGGCUCAUACUGGUACCUUAAGGGAUUCCCCAUCGCUAAGAUCAGUAAAGUUGUUGACUAUAUUGUCUUCAUGACUUACGAUUUGCACGGUCAAUGGGAUGCAGGUAAUCCUAACGCCCAGCCAGGUUGCGAUGACGGAAGCUGUCUGCGAAGUCAUGUCAACAUGACCGAGACCAGAGAAGCCCUUUCCCUAAUCACCAAGGCUGGUGUGGACUCGGGCAAAGUGGUUGUCGGUGUCAGCAGCUAUGGAAGAUCUUUCAGAAUGGCCGAUGCAGACUGCGAUGGUCCGCUGUGCAUGUUUACUGGAAGCCGACUGAGUUCCAAUGCUGAGAAGGCCGACUGCACUGAUACCGCGGGUUACAUCUCCAAUGCCGAAAUCAAUCAACUCCUCAAGCACAACUCAUCCCGCGUCAAUAAACACUAUGUUGACACCCACAGCAACAGCAACAUAAUGGUUUACGAUGACACGAACUGGGUGGCUUAUAUGAGUCCCGAAAUCAGGGCUCAACGCACCAAGAUGUAUGAAUCCCUUGGCAUGGGCGGCACAGUCAAUUGGGCCACGGACUUGGAGCAAUUCAACGACGCCCCUGAUGACUUUGAUGACUGGCAUGGCCUGAUACUUCAAGCGAAGUCAGGCGUCAUUACAUCCAUUGGAGCUGGCAGCCGCAGUGGUAUCUGGACCAAACUCGGUUGUGACAACGAGUACUCUAGGGAGACACCUUAUUGGUCUUCCAUGACCCGCUGGAAACAACUCGAUGCCGCUCAUGCUUGGAGUGACUUGAUCGCGGAUUGGAAGGCGUACAGAUCAAAGGAUGACUCUGACAAGAGACAAACCUUCUCGCAAUUCAUGGUCUACCUCCUGGGUGGACCCUCGAACGCAGAAUGCGGUAGCAUUGGCGAUCAAAGUAGCUGCAGACAAUAUCACAGCUGCAGCGAGCUCACGGCAACUGAAAAGUGGGGAGCUGCGGCGGAACUCAUCUGGAAUUCCUUUGUCAAGAUCAACACGAUGUAUGUUGAGUUCAAGGAUGCUCUUGUCACUGACGCCGCACUUGUCAUUGACAACACUCUUCCACAUUUGGAGAACACAUUUGCCCCUGUUCCUCCUCCAAAGAGUGAUGCUUGGUUGAACACUCUACUUGGUCUUGUCGCCUUGGGUGUGCCAAUGGUUGGCGGGAAAUUCUUCGAUGAUGUACUCGCGGGCAUACCAGCUUUAGCCGCCAAGAGUGCAACCUCGAAAGAUCACUUCAAAGGAGUAUUUAACGCGAUUUUGACUGGUCCUGUCACGAUCGGCACAAACAUGAAGCCCAGCGCUACUCCAGACGACUGGACCAUUGAGAAGCAGGCUGAGUUCUCCAGUUACAUGGGUCAGAGCAUGAAGGGAUGGGAGGUUAUCUUCACACAGGAUCUGAAGGAUCUGUUUGACGGCUCCGACAAGUCUAUUGAAAGACUCACCACCAUGAUCUCUGAUGCGGGAAUGCUGGAAGGCAUUAAGGAAGACAUCCCAUACCCCGGUAAGACAAAACGCAAAGACAAGGUCGACGACAAUGAUGUCAAGUCCACAAAAUCAGAGAGAGAGUCCGUGGAAGAUGGUUUCCUCACUGCCUUCUGGGCAUACUCCAUUCCCGCCGUUUGGCAGGCCUCAGGUCAUCAUCCUUUCAUCAUUGACACCGGUCGAAGCUGUGAUGACAAGGAUGGGGACAAGUAUACCAAGGACUUGAAAUCUGCAUGUUACGAAAAAAGACUGUACCAAUUGGCUGAUCCUGAUGGCAAAUCUCACCCUUGUUCCAAGGAAUGCGGACUCCCGGGAGGCUGCUCAUGCCCCGAUAGUGCAUUCUCUUCGCCUAACGGUGUGGGGAAACUUGAUGGCAAGUCCUGGAAUGGACUUAAGGUCGAUGAUAUUAUUAUCGGAUCUGUCAAAACAUACAAGCAAAAUGGCAAUGAGAACGGCGGAGGUAAAGCAGAUGCCACAGAUUCUGGUACAUUUGACGCCCUCAGGAAAUUGGACGUCACAACUCCCGGAUUCAUGCGCCUUCCCGUGUGCAGUGAGACUCUGGCCCGCAAAUCGUGGGAAAAUUCCGACAAGACAGACGCCACCAGAGACAAAGAGGGCUUCCCAUGCAACAACGACAAUGGCAAGUCUUACUGCACCACAUCAAAGUCAACCUAUAUUGAGGAGACUUCUGAUGGAUCGCCGCUUAUCGAUGAUUGCCUUGUGAUUGUCAAGAACAUUCAAGGCACAAGUGGAUCGUGGAUCAAGCCAAUCGAGAGACAGUUUGGUAUUCUCAACUUUGGGACAUGUACUUUCGGCAUCGAGGGCAAAGGUCGUAAAGGCAAUGUCGACGAGUACUUCGGGGCCCAGGACGCCGUGGAUGUUAUCCGCUACGCUGCGAAGCACUGGGGCAAAGGAAACGAUAAGAUGGGUGGCAAGGGAGUCAUGCAGUGCGAUGGUAACAUCAAGAAGCAGGAGGUGCACUGGGCUAUAUACAAAAAAUAG
Messenger RNA from Penicillium arizonense, 4875 nucleotides. RefSeq lists its product as uncharacterized. The record is from RefSeq and is a predicted model, not a curated record. The transcript is spliced from 7 exons. Gene Ontology annotation, biological process: carbohydrate metabolic process. The coding region runs from base 1 to 4875 and encodes 1624 amino acids. Gene Ontology annotation, molecular function: chitin binding; hydrolase activity, hydrolyzing O-glycosyl compounds. Lineage: Eukaryota; Fungi; Ascomycota; Eurotiomycetes; Eurotiales; Aspergillaceae.